Messenger RNA from Ictalurus punctatus (channel catfish), 1993 nucleotides. RefSeq names its product mitochondrial ribosome-associated GTPase 2 (gene mtg2). Gene Ontology annotation, cellular component: mitochondrion. Gene Ontology annotation, molecular function: GTP binding; magnesium ion binding; GTPase activity. The transcript is spliced from 7 exons. Lineage: Eukaryota; Metazoa; Chordata; Actinopteri; Siluriformes; Ictaluridae. The coding region runs from base 79 to 1269 and encodes 396 amino acids. The record is from RefSeq and is a predicted model, not a curated record.
CUUGCGGCUGCCGUAGUUUUAGCUCCGCCCAUCAGCCGGUGUCGCCUCAGUAUUGACCAUGCUGGCUAGCAAUCAAGGAUGAAGCGGGUGAUCUGGAGGAUUCUGAGCGAGGCUCUGGCGGUGCGCUCUGGGAAUCCGGUUGCUCAGGGGAAACACCUGCGCUUGUGUGGAAGCCGCACCGUAAUCUUCAGAAACCUGUCGCUGAGCUGCCAGCUGUGUGGAAAAACUCCGGGACAGUCCAAGAAGAAAGAGCUUUCUGAGAAGAAGCUGACACGUUAUUUCGUGGACCAGCGCAGGGUGAAGUUCCAGGCCGGGUCAGGAGGAGACGGAGCCUGCAGCUUCCACAGCGAACCUCGCAAAGAGUGGGGCGGCCCGGACGGGGGAGACGGGGGUAACGGAGGCGACAUCAUCAUAAAAGUGAACAAGCAGAUAAAGUCGUUGUCUCUCAUAUCGGCUUCAUAUCGAGGAGAAAACGGCGAAUCUGGGAGGAGUAAGAACUGCUAUGGACGCAAUGCUGGCCCAAAAUACAUACUGGUGCCCAUAGGCACUGUGGUGAAGGAGCAGGGCAGAACAGUAGCCGAUCUUGCUCAUCACGGGCAGGAAUACGUUGCUGUACACGGCGGAGCAGGAGGAAAAGGCAAUCGCUUCUUUCUUUCCAACGAAAACAGAGCACCGGUGGCGACCACGGCCGGAGAACAAGGAGAAGAACGAGUGCUCCACCUGGAACUGCGGACGAUGGCACAUGCUGGAUUGGUGGGGUUUCCUAACGCAGGGAAGUCGUCGUUGCUGAGAGCGAUCUCUAACGCCCGUCCUGCCGUAGCAGCUUAUCCCUUCACCACGCUGAAUCCACACGUGGGCGUCGUUAAGUACAGAGACCACGAGCAACUGGCAGUGGCUGAUAUCCCUGGCAUAAUCCGCGGCGCUCACCUGAACCGUGGCCUGGGUUUGUCUUUCCUGCGUCACAUCGAGCGCUGUCGCUUCCUGCUCUUCGUGUUGGACAUGUCGUCCCCGGAGCCAUGGGAUGAGCUGCAUUGUCUGCGCUUUGAACUAGAUCAGUACGAAGCGGGUCUCUCUCAGCGUCCUCAUGCCAUCGUGGCCAACAAAAUGGACCUGAGCGGCACAAAGGAGAAACUGGAGGAGCUGAGGAGACGAGUGGACCAGCGCAUCAUUCCUCUCUCCGCUCUCACCGGAAAUAACACCGAGGAGCUGAUCAUCCACCUGAGGGAGCUCUAUGACGACCAUGCAGGACAGGCAAUGUUCAGCUGGUAGACAUGAGGAGUUGUCGAAUACGUCACUUUUUGUAGAUCUGGAUCAGAUCAGAGAUCAUGUUUCAUGUUCUAAAGAGAUGAAAGUGUGCGUGUGAUGAUUUAUGCGUGCGGUUUAUGUUUAUUUAAAGCGUCUCUUAGUCGUUGGCUAUAUUUGCGUCGUAGCUUCACUAGAAGAAAGCUCAAGAAGCAAAUGUCAGACGCCAUAAGUUAUGGCUGAUCGACUGUAGAUUCGGGCGCUAUGAUGGACAGGAUGAGGAACAACUUCUGAACUACAGCAAAGAAACAGCCUUGUCCCAUGUCAAGACAAAACAAAUGCUCUGGCUAGCAAAAACCACCAUUUAUGAAACGUUUCUUCUGAAAGAUGUGUUCACCCAAAUAUCAGUUUUGAUUCACCGAUUCAUCCAGAGAAAUUCACAAUCAAACCUAGCAUUCUAGCUCCGCGAGGGUCGGCAUGGAGAGAAAAACCGGCCAUUCCUGGAAAACUGAAACGCCAAACGAGGAACUAACUUCACAUUUUUAAUAUGAAGACAGUAUUUAGUGGUCUUGAAUUCUUCGGUGUUGAUUCAGCAGAGAAACUACUGACUUGUAAGAGCAAAUGGUAAAGAGAAAUGUAAAAGACAAUAAUAAUAAUAAUAAUAAUAAUAAUAAUAACUGUUCUCUUUGACACUGAAAACAUCCAAAGCAUUUGGAGAAAAUAAACCUAGUGAGCAGGAAUGUAAAAUGAA